Molecule: messenger RNA, 2702 nt
Organism: Magnolia sinica
Lineage: Eukaryota; Viridiplantae; Streptophyta; Magnoliopsida; Magnoliales; Magnoliaceae
Product: protein GAMETE EXPRESSED 3
Exons: 11
Coding region: 350-2479 (709 amino acids)
Biological process (GO): pollen tube guidance; embryo development ending in seed dormancy
Cellular component (GO): plasma membrane
Molecular function (GO): protein binding
Source: RefSeq, a predicted model, not a curated record
CAUAGGAUCUAAAGAGAAGGCUUGUCUUAUCUUGGUGCUAAAUUUUAAAUAAUUUUGCCUUUUGUUUUUCCAAUACAUUCCAACACUCCAUCCAUGUUGAGGCCCACAAUUUGGACAAUCUGGAUUCUUGCAUGUGUACCUUAUAUACCAUUGACAAGUUUUCAUAUUCAUUUAAUUGUCUAGUUGCUGUUUUUUAAUGCUCGGGUACGUUUCGUUAUUAAGAAUAUGGGCUACUUGCCUCCCUUUAUUAGAAUAAGAAUCAAAUUAAAGACGACCUUGAUUGUUAUUUACUGUUUUUCAAAAGGUUGCCGGUUCGUUAUGGGGUAGAGAUUUCCUGCCAGAAUCAGUAAUGCUUUUUCUCCUUAAGUUUCGAACUGUCUUGGAUCUUGAUAUCCUUCUCAUGGAAGCCAAAUGGACACCAUUCCAGAUUUUACUGCUGUUUGUUGUCUGGAUUGCAUCCAUUAUCUGUUCUUCAAAUAUGGGUCCAUGUGAGGCGGUUGAUGGACCAUGGAUCGAGCAUCAAGGUCAAGACUCUUUUAAGAAGAACACGAAUAGAUUUUCAAAUCCACUUGUUGGAGAUGAUGGGAGGAUAUAUGUUUGUUAUGAAAGAAAUGUUUUCUCAUUUGAAAAGAACGGUAAAGUUGCAUGGACUAUUCCUCUCAAUUAUACAUGCAAUACUGACAUAGAUCUGGUCCACGACGAAAGAGGGAAGAUAUAUUUGGUGGCAGAUGGAAGAAUUUUGAAAAUCAAGCCAUCGAAUGAUGGAAUUUCCAAAUCUACCAUAGAAAUUUUCUUGGAUCUGGAAUCGAGUCUUGGAGGUUCAAGCGAAAUCAUCGGUCUUUCAAUAAGCAUUUGGAGUUCAUCUCUGUUCAUCAGUAUAAAAAACCGUGGGCUCUUUGCAUACACGCUAAGUGGACAGCUGCUGUGGAGCACUGGACCUGUGCUUCAUAGGCAUGGUUACCGUCAAGGCUGCAAAGAAAACAUAACAGAUUGUUAUUUUGAUUCCGCACCCAUCAUUGAUCAGUGCGAAGGAAGCCUAUAUAUCUCGAACAAUGAAGGACAACUCUAUUCCAUUUUUGUUCAGAGCCCCAACUUCAGAUGGGUCCAGGAUUUUAGUGCAAUCGGCAAACUUCAAGUUAUUACGCCUGGUAACAACGGCCGUCUGUAUCUCAGUUUCCCAAGAGCUGGUCUUGUGAUGGCACUAGAUGUCUCGACUGGAAUUAUUCUGUGGCAGAAUAAUGCGGGUCCGUUGUGUAUAGAAGGAUGCUCACCUGUCGUUGAUUCCAAUGGCUGGGUAUCUGUCGGUUCGAUGGACGGCUUCCUGUAUUCGUUCUCGCCGACCGGAGUUCUCAAGAAGUUCCUGAUGGCAACUGCACUCAAUUCAGUGGUCCAAGUCAGCCCUGUUCUUGAUUGCUCUGGAUCUGCAAUUUAUGUUUCUCAGACAAGGAUGGAGGCAAAGACCAGCCACAUGAUUGGUGAAUAUACCUGCAUCUCAGCAAUGAAACCACUCGAAGUAAUCGUAACGCUGUUUGCUCCAGCAGCUGGAGCAAUAUAUUGGACCGGAAAGCAUCCUGGUGAAUUGUCGUCUUUGCUAUUCGAGAGCAACCAACACCAUCUUGCAGUCGAUGAAAGAAUCCUUCUUGCUUUUGUAACUGCAUCAAGAAUGGGCACACCCUUCUCUUGUCGUACCACACGUCAGAAGCUUGCUUGGAGCUGUUCCCAAGCAAAGCCCAAGUAUCUCAGCAUCUAUACAGGCAAUGAAAGGGCAAUACUGUUAUUCUUGCUAUUCCAGUCCAUGGUUUUAGUAGCACUAGCCGCAUUAGUACGGUUCUGUUGUGUAUUUUGGAGCAAGAAGAAGCUACGGGAUCAAAACCUUGGAAAUUUCUUGGAAAAGAGGCAUUCACUCCAUGUAAGAAAGAAAGCCUUCAACAAGAAGAUCAUGGAGCUUGAACAGAAGGCCGGAGGCCAUGAAUCUCUGGAGAGUCUAGGCGAAAUCAUCAGAGACAGAGAUCGGAUAGAGCGGAAGCUGUCGACCACUUACAGUCUGGGUCGAGACGGGCCGGCGUCUUCCCUGCUGCCGCUCUACAGUGGGAGGAAGACCAAGAGCUACUCUUUCCAGAGCAGGACCAACGACAGCGUCGACACGCUCAGCGACACUACUACUUCCAGAGAAAGCAGCAGCAGCAGCAGUAGUGAUAGCAACCAGAGAGAGGUAGGCCAGCAAUCAAGCGAUGAUAACGAGUCGAAGGUGCCUUUUGAAGUGGGGUCCAUCGGUAGGCCUUGGGAGAGUCAGGCGAGCCCCGCUUCGGGAUCGAGAGGGUAUGCGAACCCUUUGUUCGAUGAGAAUCUGCUCGAUGGUGGGUCGUCGAGCAGGUCGAUGAUGCACGGUGGGGAUGAACUUGUGAUGGGGACCAGGCAGCAGGGGAGUAGUGGAGGGAGUGUGUCGUUGAAGAGGAGGAAGACAUUGUCUUCUAAGUAACUUGAAAAGGAUGUAUUUGAUGAAUGCAUCUUGCCAUUGUACAAAUGAAAGUUAGGAUUGCUUGAUCGUUUCAAUUUUGUGUGUGGCGCACCUGAAUUGGGUUGCUUCAUUUGGACGGUUUGCAAUCGAGUAAAUACCUGUAACUUGGACGGUGGUGGCUGCAUGCAUGUGUGCGUAAUGUUCUCUCUCAACUGAUGAUAUGUAUUUUGUCUUAGUUCUGUUG